Molecule: messenger RNA, 7807 nt
Organism: Thrips palmi
Lineage: Eukaryota; Metazoa; Arthropoda; Insecta; Thysanoptera; Thripidae
Gene: Mcr
Product: CD109 antigen
Exons: 24
Coding region: 250-5379 (1709 amino acids)
Cellular component (GO): extracellular region
Molecular function (GO): endopeptidase inhibitor activity; protein binding
Source: RefSeq, a predicted model, not a curated record
CGCCGCCGCGACCGCGAGCGCGCGCGAGUCGAGGUGUGUCCGUCGCGCGAGGUGGAGGGGAGAACUUCUAGGCGGAGUCCGUCCGUUCGUCGUUUAGUGAUGUGUUCAGAAUGGAAUUCGGCUGAAAUUACGCGAACGCGGUCUUAAGUUUCGCUUCGUGUUGUGAGUGGACGAGCACUGACCAGGAAUAACAGUGCCCAGCCCAGCGGUUCGUUGCGAGAGUGCGUCGAUUUGAGACGGAGCAGCAAAAUGGACACGGGGACGCUACCCGUCGGAGUACCCAGGUUGGUGGCGUGCGGACAGAUGGACGGCAGUGCAGUGGCGAUGAGGUGCUGGCUCGUGGUGGCGCUCGUGGCGCUGUUGGCCGCCUCCUCGGACUCGCAGCUGCCGCCCCCGGGGUCGCAGCCCUACGAUGACCCCUUCUUCCAGCCGGCCGGCGUGCCGCCCCCGGGCGCGCCGCCCGGCGCCCUGCCGCCCCCGGGAGCGCUGCCGCCCCCGGGAGUGCUUCCGCCCCCGGGAGUGCUGCCCCCUGGAGGCCGGUCCCCCAACCUGCCGCCCUUCGACGUCAACUCCAACUUCAUCCCCCGCGACAACAGCCUGGGCGGCGGCAACUGGGACGGCGAUAACUGGUUCAACAACUGGCAGGGCAAUGCCAUCAUCAGAGAAGCCACCUACUUUGUUGUGGCCAGCAAGGUGGUGAGGCCUGGGCAGAUCUACACGGUGGCAGUGACUGUGCUGCACGCUCCACUGCCCAUCACUGUCAGAGCCUCCAUCGCGAGGAACAGGGUCGAGUUGUCCACUGACAGCAAGGACGUCAAGGAGGGCAUUCCAGAGAAGUUGAUCAUGAGGGUCCCACCAACAAGUGUUCCCGGUGACUACAAGCUGAGAGUGGAAGGUCUCUACGAUGGAGUCCUUGGUGGCAUAGCGUUUGUUAACGAAACCAAAGUUGUUUUCUCACAGAGGUCGAUGACUAUUUUUAUUCAGACUGACAGACCAGUUUACAUGCAAGGUCAAACAGUUCGUUUCCGUGCCAUUCCAAUUAAUACUGAAUUGCGACCUUUUGACGGAGCCAUUGAUGUGUACAUGCUUGACCCUAAUAGGCAUAUUAUGAGGCGGUGGCUCUCUAGACAGUCAAAUCUUGGUACUGUCAGUUUAGAUUACACACUGUCAGAUCAGCCAGUAUUCGGAGAAUGGAUUGUUCAAGUUAUUGCUCAGGGUCAGGUUGAAGAACAAAAGUUCCUUGUAGAGGAAUAUUAUCAAACAAGGUUUGAGGUGAAUGUGACAAUGCCAGCAUUUUUCUUUGAUUCUGACCGUUUCAUCCAUGGAACUGUAAUGGCCAACUACACCAGCGGUGGCCCAGUCAGUGGUAAUCUAACACUGAUGGCAGAAAUACGUCCUAAACCAAGACCUGGAUAUCCGCCUCUUCCCCCUAGAACUGUCUUUUUCCAUUUUGAUGAAUCGUAUCCCUUUUGGUAUCCAAGAGAAACCUUUGAGAACCGCUACAGGGGCCUGCCACACUUGAAAUUCUUUUAUGGAGUCUACCACUUCAGAUAUCCCAUAGCAGAAUUGCUGCCCUCCCAACUCACUGAAGAAGGGUUUGAGGUGACUGUGAAGGCAACUGUUGGAGAAAGAUUCUUGAAUGAGGUCAUAGAUGGGUACUCAACAUCUCGAAUUUACAAAUCAAGACUAAAAGUAGCAUUUAUGGGAGGAUCUCCACAAGUUUUCAAACCUCCUAUGCCUUUUAAAGCCUAUCUAGUUGUAUCUUUCCAUGAUGGCUCUACUUUGUCCAAAGUGCGAUUAUUUGGAAGUGACCUACGCAUUACAGCCACCAUUGACAUGUUCAAUGGAGGGACCAGGCGCCUGGACCCCAGAUCCAUGCCCAUUCAAGCUCAAGGGGAUGGUGUUUGGGAACUGAAAAUUGACUUGAAGUCUCAAUUGGGUCUUGAGAAGAACAAAGACUUUGAAUUAUCAAACAUCCGAUCUAUGAGGAUACAAGCUACAUAUCUCUCUCAAGGUGAUCGUGCCAUCACUGAAUUGUUGCUGCUUUCACAUUAUUCACCAAUGCACCACCACAUCAAAGUGUCCACCUCCACAAGCCAUGCCAGGGUUGGAGAGUACAUUAUUUUCCAUGUCCAGAGUAAUUAUUUCAUGGAAACGUUCAAUUACCUUGUGAUGUCAAAGGGAAUCAUUCUGUUGACUGGAGAUGAAAAUAUGCAGAACUCCAUUCGUACCUUUGCUGUGCCUUUGAGCGCCGAAAUGGCACCUGCUGCAACUAUUGUUGUAUACCAAGUUGGACGAUAUGGCGAUGUUGUAGCUGACAGCUUGACUUUCCCUGUCAAUGGAAUUUCUCGAAACAAUUUUACAGUUUUCAUUAACAAUCGUAAAGCAAGGACAGGAGAGCGUGUUGAAGUGGCUAUUUAUGGUGAGCCUGGUGCAUAUGUUGGUUUAUCUGGCAUAGACAGGGCUUUCUACAGCAUGCAAGCUGGCAAUGAAUUGUCAUAUUCCAAGGUUAUAGAGAAAAUGUCCACAUUUGAUGAAAAUACCAAUGGCACACAUGUUCACAGUUGGCUCUCUCAUGAGGGUCUUCCUGAUGACACAGUUUACUUCCCAUCAUCUACCUUUGGCAUUGAUGCUAAUAGGACUUUCGAAUACUUGGGACUUGUGGUGUUCACCGACAUCAUGGUGACUCGGCGCCCAGGGUUCUGCAAUGCCACCCUUGGCUUUGGAGAGUGUCUUGAUGGGCAGUGCUAUCCGUUUUUCAAGAAGUGCGAUGGCCAGUUGGAUUGUCAGGACGGAACGGAUGAGGCUGGUUGUCCUACUUACAAUCGGACUGAAAUUGGAUUGUUCCGCAAGUACCGUUUUAGCAGAAUUCAGAGACAGUAUGAAAAUGUCUGGCUGUACAAGGACAUCAAUAUUGGUCCGCACGGCCGGUUCAUAUUUGACGUUGAUGUACCUCAUCGUCCGGCCCAUUGGAUGGUCUCUGCGUUUAGUAUGAGUCCAACUUAUGGCUUUGGCAUGCUCUCUGCACCUUUAGAGUAUGUUGGUGUGCUUCCAUUCUUCAUAAAUGUUGAAAUGCCAACUGUGUGCCGUCAAGGUGAACAAAUUGGUAUCCGUGUCACUGUCUUCAACUAUCUGACUCGCAAUUUAGAAGCAACAGUUGUUCUUGCUGGGUCACGUGACUAUAAGUUUGUUCAUGUUGAAAUGAAUGGAAUUGUCCGUUCCUACAACCCUCGAACUUCAUUUGGAGAGCAUCAAUUCUUCAUUUUCAUCAGAGCUCAGGAUUCGGUUGUGGUUCAUGUUCCCAUUGUUCCAACGAAACUUGGAGACAUUGAGGUCACUGUAAUGGCAUCUUCCUUGAUUGGUAAAGACGUUGUUACCAGAAAGCUCCAUGUCGAAGCUGAUGGUCUACCACAAUACCGUCACCAGUCCAUUUUGUUGGAUCUCAGCACUCGCUCUUAUGUCUUCCAAUACAUGCAUGUCAACAUCACAGAGACUCCUAUUAUUCCUUAUGAGGAGGAUCGGUACUAUAUAUUUGGUUCCAACAAGGCCACAGUGUCUGUUGUGGGUGACGUAGUGGGUCCCAUUUUCCCCUCCAUGCCUGUCAAUGCGACAUCUUUGAUGAACCUUCCCAUGGACAGUGCAGAACAAUCAAUUUUCAGUUUUGCUGCACAUUUGUACACAACAAUGUACAUGCGUUACACCAAUCAGCGCAAUAGGCAACUUGAAAAGCAAUCUUUCCAUUUCAUGAAUAUCUUGUAUCAGCGUCAAAUGUCGUUUAUGAAAUGGGACGGUUCUUUUGGACUUUUCCGUAGUGACUGGAACCAAUCAGCGUCGAGUGUUUGGCUUACUGCCUAUUCAGUGAGAGUGCUUCAAGAAGCCAGCUUUUACGAGUGGGAAAACUACAUCUACAUUGAUCCUGAAAUUAUUUCGAAAGCUGUGUCUUGGAUUCUUCAGCAUCAAACUUACGAUGGUGCAUUUUAUGAAGUGACCUGGCUUCCUGACCGUAAAGUUAAUGAUUCUCUGCAUUGGCCUGAUGAUACUGUCACAUCAAGGAAUAUAUCUCUAACAGCUCAUGUACUCAUCACUUUGGAAACUGUAAAGGAUCUCACAGGGGGUCUUGGUGGUAAGGUCGCACUUGCUCAAAGCAAAGCCAUAUCUUGGCUUGAGAGGAAUAUACAGUUGUUGGACCAGUUUGGAGAACCAUAUGAAGUAGCUAUUGUUGCUUAUGCCCUCAUGUUGAGUAAGGCAGCCACUGCUGAAACUGCUUUUGGGAUUCUUGCAAGGCACAAAAGAGAAACAGAUGGACUAUUUUAUUGGGGUAAAGUUGAAGUGCCUGCUCCACCUCAGAAGCUAGAAAACCAGAAGCCCUUCUCCCUGCCGAGGUUGCCUUAUGAGUACGAUUCGAGUAACAUAGAAACCACAGCAUAUGCCUUGCUGGUGUAUGUGGCAAGGCAAGAACUCAUGAUGGACCGCAUUGUGAAAUGGCUCAAUGCUCAACGAUUGACUGACGGUGGGUGGGCAUCCACCCAAGACACAGCCAUGGCCAUGAAAGCUCUUAUAGAGUACACAAACCGUCAGCGCCUUCGUGAUGUGACUCAGAUAACUGUCACAGUGGAAGCUACGGCUUUGCCUGGUCAAACUAAGACCCUUCAUGUCAAUCCUAAAAAUCUUGCCACUUUACAGAAAAUUGAGAUUCCCGAAGCAUGGGGAACCGUCAAAGUUCAAGCUAAUGGUGCAGGUCAUGCCAUUCUGCAGAUGACUGUGCAGUACAACGUAGAUAUUGUCAAGUUCCAGACUCAGCCUCCUGUCAGAUCAUUUGACCUUCACACCAGAGCCAAUUUCCAUGGCAGAAAUCAGUCUCACAUUUCAUACACAAGUUGUCAGAGGUGGACAAAUUUCCAAGAAUCUUCACGAUCUGGAAUGGCUGUGCUAGAUGUUGCUAUCCCAACUGGCUAUAUUAUCCAGCAACAAAAGCUGGACUGGUACAUACGCUCCAGACAAGUGCGCAACCUGCAGAGAGCGCGCUUUUUAGAGCGAAAGGUCCUCUUCUACUUUGACUAUCUUGACACAUAUGACACGUGCAUCAACUUCACAAUUGAAAGAUGGUACCCUGUUGCCAAUAUGUCACGGUACUUGCCUGUUAGAGUCUAUGACUACUACUCCCCUGAACGCUUCAAUGAAAGUAUCUUUGACUCCUUGCCUACAUAUCUUCUCAAUAUUUGUGAAGUGUGCGGCAGCAGUCAGUGCCCAUACUGCCCUAUCUACAAUAUUGCAAACACGUUAGCUCAGCCAAUGUUCUGGACUUUAGUGUUGCCUGUUGCCAUAUCUCUGUUCCAUUUAUUAAGGCCGAACACAAUAGACGUAUUUACUAUACAGUGAAGGGAAUUCCAAAUUUGAUUAGUAUGUCAAUCUUAUUCAUGAUUCUCAGAGCUGGAAUGCUAAAGCGCAUUCCUAGUUUAAAAAUCUCAUUUUAAUGUUAGAAAACCUGACACCAGUCUAUUUAUUGAACUACUGUUACAAGAAUCUCGUUCCCUUAUGUUCAAUGUCUUUUAACUUCCUGUCUGAAUCACCUUAAAACACUUUAUUCCCUUCAUUAUUCUUAAAAUUUGAAAUGAGAGUAAUUACUUAUUGAACUUGUUUGCCAGUUCAUCUAGGUUUGACUUGUCUUGGGUCAGCAAAACCCCCAAAGACUGAAUUCUGAUCAAUUGUAAGAGUAAACAUUCAAGUUAAAUUGUUGAUGGGUUUUAACUUAAAUCAACAGUAGAUUUAGUAAGUCUGUCUGGAGAUAUGUCCUCACCAGAUUCCAUCCAUUCCUAAUCAUUUAUUCUUUUUGUAAGGACCCACAUUGUUUAGUUAUUAGGUAAAGCUAAAAAUCUCAUAUCAAACCAAUUUUUGUACCGCAUGUGAUCUUGAAUUCAGUCACAAGCUAUAAUAAUCAAAUUUGGAAGUGUUCUAUGUUACUGUAUUUAGAAUUAAAUUAUUGACCAAAUGAAGAGUUUAUUGAAAUUGUCAUAUCUUUUCUAUGUAUAUUAUUGAGUUGCCAUGUUUUAUUGUUUUGAAUUGGAUUUAUUUUAAUUUCCAUCCGUCAAUCAGACCUUCAUUUUUUUACGAAGUGGUGUACUAAAGAGCAUUGUCAAGUGUGAAGGACAAUACUGUGCCGCUUUUGUGUUCAUGCACUACUUUUGCCUAGAGUUACAAUUGGAAUGAAUAAGGGUGUGUGCCGUAAAUUUAAUGUAAUGGAUUCAGUUCUAUUUGAUAAUCUCCUCUUUCUUAUCUUAGCCCGAUAGUGCUUUGUUUUUAUUAUUAAUGAAAGUUUUUAGUUAACUUUAGUGUGCUUGGAAUCAAACUCUUCUUUUUUUUUCUUUUUUUUUAAAAAGAGAGUGCUGUGAAACAUGAGUAUGUAAGUGUGUAUAUUUUUCUGUGUAAGAUACAGAGAUGUAAUGUUUAUUACUGUUACAUGAGAUUUAUGAAGUAGGAAGACCUUAGUGAGGAAGUCAAAUGUUAAUUGUAUUUGUGGUCUGAUGUAGAAGUCAAUUCAUGGUUCUUCCAAGUUCCAUGGACAAAUUUUUCUCCCAUAUCCUGCAGGAUUAUUUUAUCACAUUAUUUUUGGAGGACUGUUGCAAAGUUUAGUUUUAGUCCCUAAAUCAGGACAAUCAUCACUCAAUAAUUUCCUUCAAAUUUUGUUCAUCUAAAUGCAUUAUGAACAAUCUGUAAAAAGCAAAAAGAUCUGUUUAAACUAUUCAAAAUCUUUUAUCCCUCUCGCUCAAUGAUAGCGUUUUAUAAAAUUUUUAAUACCUAUUUGUUUUGAAUGUUUUUACUCGAGCAACUUUGUGUUUGCUGCCUUUCAAGUGCCACACACAGUUUUUGAACAACUUUUGUACCUUUUAAGGAAUCCCAACUUAAUUCACAUUUUUAUACAUUUGUAUUUGUGUAUAAAGCAGAAAACUCUUUGGAAAGUUCAAUUAGUACUCUAUUUGAUGAUAUUUGUAUAAUUUUAGUAAAAUUGCCUUGCUGUACACCUGGUCAAAAACUGAUCACACAGCUAGAACAUUGUAGCUGUGUUCUAAUCGGUAUUGCACUGACAAGAGAUUUAUCAUGAAAUUAAUUCUGAAGUAGGGAUUAUACGGUGAAUCUUAACUUUAUAUUUGCACCAGUCAAGACUCGAGGAAUAGCAAGGUACCUAGGAUCUCGAAUGUAUUUAUGAUAGCUAGCCUUUAUGUUCUGUUUUUGUUUUGCUAUUUCUGUUGUAAUAUUAUCACGCCAAAUGAGGGGUGAAGCUGUAAUUGUUUCAUGCUAUGUGUACUGUAAGUCUUAUCAGAUUUUUAUCAUUCUUGUCAUGAGCUCAAAAUGUGAUGUUAUGUCUCUACUUCUGUAGACAUGUUGGUCUUAGCAAACCAGUUUGAUUAAACCUGACAAUAUUUCUUUUUCUUGAUUUUAAUUGAGGUUGUGCUAAGUAAGGGCUUCAUGCUGCAUUGAUACUUGCAGUAUUUACCAAACUUAAAUUGAAGUUUGACUUUUUAAGGAUUUUUGCAGCACAAGUGCGUUGUAGUCUGAAUCAUUAACCGUCCAAUAUAGAUAUUAGUUAAUCUUUUGUUACCUUUUUUAGUUCUUUUAUUCAUAAUUUACCAGUAGACUUGAAUCUCCAAGGGGGAUUCUAUUCAUUUCUCUACUUACCUGUGUCUGAUUUUGAAUCUCAAUAUAUUUGUACAAUUUAAUAUCCCUCUGCACGUGGUUAUUGUAAAUAUUCUGGAGAGGUAGUUCAUAUGUGAAAACACUGAAUCGGAAAUAAAUGUAAUGACGAACUUUU